UGGUAGUGUAUAUAUGUUUUGUGUGUUUUGUUUUGUAAGCUGCAUUGGCGGUUAUGCGUCAAGAUUGCUUUUUCAACUUUCAACCGUGUUUGAAUUCUACUACCUUUCUUUUUCUUUUUCAUACUCUUGUUUGUGCUUAUUACAUUACAAUACUUGAGCCGUUUGUGCAACGUAAAGCAGAAUUACUAACUUAAAAUGAGUCUGGUACAGGACGUCGAGAACUUCCGCAACUAUUUCCACUCGAAAGAAAAACGUAGACAAACUUUUACCUCCUGGGUUUUUGAAGACGAUGUGGAGUGCAAUGCUGAUGCGUUAGCUGAAGCAGGGUUCAUUUAUGUAGGCACCAAAGAUGAACCAGACAGCACACAAUGCUUUGUGUGCAAAAAGACACUAGAUGGUUGGGAAGCUGAAGAUAAUCCAUGGAGCGAGCAUUUAAAACAUCAGAAGGAUUGUCCAUUUGCAGCACUGCAGAAAUCUCAGUCGAAGCUGACUGUACAGGAAUAUAUUGAAGCAGAAACAGAAUGCCUCAAGAAAGUCAUCAACUCAGCUAGAGAGCAAGAUCUGAAAGAUCACCAAAAAUGGUAUAAAAUAUUAGUAUCACAAGAAAAGUAUGCAAUGCAAAAUAUGCUUACUGAAAGAUCUUCAAAAAUUAUUUGACAAAAUAUGAUUCUGAUAUAGGCAUAUAGUAUUUUUAUUUUUUAAUUGUUAUAGCGUUUUGAUACAAUUGUCCUAGGUAGUAUAGAUAUUAAAAAAAAGAAAUAAUAUUCAUGGUUUUAUUGAUGCCUAGCCAUGUUUCUAUAACUGUUUGUGACAACAUCUACAAAAUUGUAAAUCAUAGAAGAUGUAUUCUUACUUUGGAUUGGUAACUGAAAAGUUGUUGGCAUGGCUUUUUGUAAUAUUUCUUUAACCAUGUGUGGAGGUUUUAGGCAUACUGAAUAAUUUGGAUCAUUUUGGCAAUUUGACUCAUUUUUCCCACCUUUGGUCAGUUCAACUUUCCAAAAAAGGAACAUGUGCCUAACUCAGUUGAAGAUUGAGAAGUAACAGCAAUCAAAUUAGCUACAAAAUUAUUUAUCUCAUGAUGAAAAAAAUUAAAAGAGCUAGAGAAAGAAAUAUGAUGCAAGUCUCCAGUAGGUAUAGAUUUUUUCACUGAACUAAAAAUUGCAAAUAACUCUAGGAUAUAUGGUUGAAUUUAUAAUUGUAUGUGUUAUUGACAUUGCAUAUUUAAAAGAUAAGUUAGUACUUGUUUGUCAAAACAGCAAAAGUAUGUUAACUCAUGGUGUUAUUAUAUCUUCCAUAUACCAUUAGAAAUGUGCACUAUAAAAUACUACAGCCUCAGAUUUAUGCAAGGAACUGGCAACGACGCGUGUGACGUUAUUGCACAAUCUGUUGCACUCUGGAUAGCAGGGGACUGUACCUCUUUAGUGUAUAUGUUUUGUGAGCUGCAUGUUCCAUUCAAAACCAAGGAAGGAAUAUUCUUUAUUUAACAAUUGAAGGGGUGAGUGAAUGAAGGGGGUAUGUAGCAAAAAGUUGAUUUCGAGAUAUUUGGCCUGUAAAGUAUUUUUGCUGUUACUUUAAUGUAAAUUAGUUUAUUCAAAUACAGAGUACAUAAAGCUGUUAUGGGGAAAACAUUUUUUUCAUAUUGUAAAAAAGUGACAAUGUAUCGGAAAACAAAUACAAAAAAAACAUUUCUGUACAUACCUCCUUCUUCUAUCAAAGAUUUGCAAUAUUUUAACAUAUAUUAUUGCAUGGAAAGAGGUAUGUUUACUUAGCCCCUUCUUCCACAACAUUGACUCCACUUUUCAUCUAUUGAAGGAUAGCAUGGCUAGCUAUCACUCGGUUGAGUUAUUAGUUGUGUAGUGGAGAGGUGAGACGAGAAGGAGGACUUGCAGAUGAACACAUAGAAAUGGAAGGAUGCAAAAAAAUAUCAAUGCCUACAUAUAUAUCGUUGUAUCAAGAAAUUUAUUUAUAAGUACAUAUCAAGUUCUUAAGUUCUGGUUACUCGUUUAUGACCUUCUGAUAAAACCACUUGUGUUCGUUCGGAACAAAGCAGAGUUGUUCUUUUGAAUUAUUGCCUUUUUUUAUAAAGAUCCAGUCUUCCUAAAAAGCCUUGGGAUAUCAAAUUCUUGGGGAAGAGUAUCCAUGGACGUUAUACGUUUGUGGAUGUUAACCUGCUUGAAGGGAGUAAAGAAGUCAAAACUCUCCUUGUAAAGAUAAGAUCCAAAUUCAUCCACAUGAAUCCAUUUGAUCCCAUCUCUGAAAGGGACUUUUUCUUUCAAGUUAUUUUUUUUCCUGUUGACAAGUUUCAUUUUUUGUGGCAAGUCUUCCGUGUUUCUAAAAUGGUUUUCCAUGUUGAUUACUAAAUUUUUCUUGCUAGAUGUGGCGAUAACCUCCCGAUAUUGUUCAGGAGUACUUAUAGUUUGGUGCUUCCUCAAAUUCUUUUCUAUUCGACCAAAAUCACGAUCAGAAUCCAAGUAAGAGUGUCCGACCUCUGGGAACUUAUGAUCUAUUCUCUUAAAAUUACCUUUUUGAACCAGAUAUUGGAACAAACAAAUCAUUAAAAAAUGUUUGUUCUACCUAGCGCAAGAAUCUGUUGAUGAUUAAGUGGUCUUUCGGUUCAAGUGGACUUUCAACUUCUAUAGCUCUGAGAAGACAACUGAAAACCUCACUACUUCCUCUGGAAGCUAUAUCUUCCGUCCAAGUGCAAAAAAACUGAUUGGUCAACAUUUUUAGCUAUAAUAUGGAUACCCAGGUUAUAGAACCACAUUUGGCGUAGAUAAAAUGCCUGGAAAGUGCUUAACCGGGGCAAAGGCAUUGUUUGUUGCAAAUCCAUAGUGAUGUAUACAGUAUUGUUUGAGCUUCUAGCUUGCUCCCUGUCAACUCUCUGAACCUCAAAAGCUGCUUUGUAGUUUUCUACGUGUUCUUCAUUUGAGUCUCCCUUAUUACACGUGUCACUUUUUGGGUAGCCAAAUGAUAAAUUGAAUUUGUUGUUGAAGUGAAAGCGAUAUGUGCAUUCUUUGACCUUAAAUCGAUCACUGGCAUUUCCAUCAUUGCAUUUAUCAUGAUAAAGUUUGUGCAUGAUGGGAACUGACAACAGAGGAGAUAAGUACUUCUUGUGAAUGUUACAGUUUCUCGAAUAGUGUGAUUCUUCUGCAGGGAAAAUAGAUAUGUGCUGAAUAAUGUAAUCUUCAACAUCUGCAGGUACCUACGUAAUAUACGGUGAGGUUCAAAUUUGGCUGACGUCGUAAUGUGUACGAGAGAGAAGCGCAAGAAACGUGCAAUAUGUAUAUUAGAAAGAGCGCCGAUGGCGACGCGGCUAGCCGCAGCUGCGUUCGUUGCCUCGUCACUCGGGUUGCUAGGCAAAGAGGUACUUCCAUCUCUUUCUAACACACGUAUUGCAUGCUUCUCUCUGUCGUACACAUUAUGACGUUAGUGGUAGAUACAUGGAUUUCACUGAAUGUGCUAUAUGUACUGACAUUUUUUCAUUUCAUUUCAGUUUUUUAUCAAAUAAUUGACAUGAGAGUUUCAUACUCAUAGUAUAUAGAUCUACUUAUAGCCAUUUAAAUAUUAUCUGUUUCAGUUUAAGCUGAACUGUAUUUUAAUAUUAUAUUACUCCUUUUUGGUAACCAUAGUAAUUUUGUAUGUUUUCCAAUAAAUACAAUGAUUGGUGA
This is a messenger RNA of Acanthoscelides obtectus, 3668 nucleotides long. Lineage: Eukaryota; Metazoa; Arthropoda; Insecta; Coleoptera; Chrysomelidae. The record is from the annotation of a GenBank genome assembly.